GAAUGAAGUGUUUCAACAAAUUCAGUGAAAUUUAACACGAAAAUGAAUUUAACUAAAAUCAUUUUAAUACUACAACUUUAUACUCUAAGUUAUUGUAGAAAUAACACUUUAAAUAAAAUAAAAUUUAACAAUAAUGUAAGGCCAAGGUGUAUAGAUUUUUCUAAACAAAGUUUUUUUGAAAGAACAGUGAAGAAUAUUGACAAUAAUAGUGGUAGAAUGAAAGAACUGAAUGGUACUAAGUGUUCUAUUAAAAAAAGUGACGAAUAUGUUCGAAGGCAUAUACUAAAUGGAUUAAUCGUUCAUCCCGAUUUACCUGAUUGGCAUUGGCACCAGUAUAAGUCGAUUCAUCAAAAGACGUAUGCGACGCUUCACCAUGAAUUAGAGGCUCUCACAAAAUGGCGUGACAAUCUCUACCUAGUGGCUCAACACAACCGAGACUUCCUGUUGGGGAAACAGUCAUAUUCUCUGCAUCUUAACUUAUUUGGAGAUUUGGAUGUGAAAGAGUACUUCGAUAAAUUCUUGAAGUUGUUUCGCACGAUCCCUCUCUUCGACCCUGCAGAAGACACUCACAAGACUGCGUACCGCAACAGUUUGCAUAAUGCUGUACCUAAAUCUUUUGACUGGCGCAGUAAAGGCUUCAAGCCUAAAUUGGAACAGCAGCAUGACUGCGGCGCAUGUUACGCGUUCGCUGUUGCGCACGCGUUGCAAGCCCAGCUGUAUAGACGGCACGGUUUCUGGGGAGAACUUAGUCCUCAGCAGAUAAUAGACUGUAGCUCGAAGGAUGGUAACGCCGGUUGCGACGGGGGCUCCCUGCGUGGUGCGCUGCGGUACGCCGCUAGAGAAGGUCUCAUCACGGAGUCACAGUAUCCGUACGUUGGUAAGGAUAGUACGUGCAAAUACAAUAAGUUCCUCGUAAGAGUGCGUGCUCGGAGAUGGGCAACACUCCCCUUUGGGGAUGAGGAGGCAGUGGAACGGACCCUGGCCACUAUCGGACCUGUAGCCGUGGCUGUCAACGCUGCUCCUUUCACCUUCCAACUAUACAGGAGUGGUAUCUACGACGAUCUGUUCUGCACAUCCUGGCAACUGAACCAUGCGAUGUUGCUGGUGGGGUAUACCCCGGACUACUGGAUCCUGCUCAACUGGUGGGGCAAGAACUGGGGGGAGAAUGGAUAUAUGAGGAUCCGAAGAGGCUUAAACAGAUGUGGUGUCACAAACCUGGCGACAUAUGUGGAGUUAUGAUAGUUUAUGAAAUAAUAAACAAU
This is a messenger RNA of Spodoptera frugiperda (fall armyworm), 1262 nucleotides long. Its product is annotated as procathepsin L-like. Lineage: Eukaryota; Metazoa; Arthropoda; Insecta; Lepidoptera; Noctuidae. The coding region runs from base 43 to 1239 and encodes 398 amino acids. The record is from RefSeq and is a predicted model, not a curated record. The transcript has 8 exons. Gene Ontology annotation, molecular function: cysteine-type endopeptidase activity. Gene Ontology annotation, cellular component: lysosome.